Messenger RNA from Hordeum vulgare subsp. vulgare (domesticated barley), 1140 nucleotides. RefSeq names its product chorismate mutase 2, cytosolic-like. The coding region runs from base 275 to 1123 and encodes 282 amino acids. NCBI's taxonomy places the organism in Eukaryota, Viridiplantae, Streptophyta, Magnoliopsida, Poales, Poaceae. Gene Ontology annotation, cellular component: cytoplasm. Gene Ontology annotation, biological process: chorismate metabolic process; aromatic amino acid biosynthetic process. The transcript is spliced from 5 exons. Gene Ontology annotation, molecular function: chorismate mutase activity. The record is from RefSeq and is a predicted model, not a curated record.
UCCAACGCACGCACGCCACGGAAACUGAAAAUACAUUAUCAAGUCACACGAGCUGUACACUGUCCAAUUAAUCGUCUGCCGGCGAUCCACUCCCGUCCACCUAUCGAUUUGCUCUCCAUCCGUCCACUUCUUUGACCAUCGAUCCUUCGGCGUCCUUUUCGGCAGCGAUAAAUACCCUGUAAAUCACGAGUAGCAACUCGUUAAACCGAUCAUCCCGUGGGUCUCGUCUCUCUGCUAUCUUUCUCUCUCUCGCUCUACCUAGGCGGUAGCACCAAUGGCCGCGCAUCUCCUCCUCUUAUGCAACGCGAUUACGCUGCUGCUGGUGCCCCCGUCGUGCGCGGGGCUCGGGCUCGACACGGUGAGGGGCUUCCUCACCAGGGAGGAGGACACCGUCGUCUUCAGCCUCAUCGAGAGGGCCAAGCACCCGCUGAACCUGCCGGCCUACGACGACCGCGCGUGCUUCGGCCCCGCCGGCCGCCAUGGCCGCCGCAACGGUUCCUUCGUCGAGCUCUUCGUCCGGGAGUCCGAGCAGAUCCAGGCCAAGGCAGGAAGGUACCAAAGCCAGCAGGAGAUCCCCUUCUUCCAGUCCAGAGUGCCCUUCACGCUGGCGCCUCCAUACAACUUCACCACCGAUCUGCAUCCCGCGGCGGCAUCCGUGAACGUGAACGACGCCAUAUGGGGCAUGUAUUUCAGCGAGCUGCUCCCUCAGCUGGCCAACAAUGGCAGCGACGAUGGCAACUACGCUGUGACUGCCGCCUCGGAUCUCGCGUGCCUGCAGGCGCUCUCGAGGAGGAUCAAUUACGGGAGGUACGUGGCAGAAGUGAAGUUCAGAGGAGACCAGCAAAGAUACACACCUUUGAUUCGUUCAAAGGACAAGGAUGCUCUGAUGAAACUGCUGACAUCUCAAACCCAAGAGGAUGUGGUGAAGAGGAGGGUGGAGAAGAAAGCCAUGGUGUUCGGCCAAGAUGUCACCUUGGAUGGACCUACUGAAACUGGUGACGACAACAGCAGCCAAUCCAGCUUCAAAGUCGCCCCUUCGGCGGUUUACGAGUUGUAUGACCGAUGGGUCAUCCCCCUGACAAAGCAAGUGGAGGUCGAGUACCUUCUCCACCGUCUCGAUUGAGCCGAGCCGAGACUGUA